CUCAUCGAAAAGUUACUACCGAUUUCCGAUUUAAAACUUUUUUAUUUUUGAAGGAAAUUCGUAUUUCAAUAGUUUUAAUCUCAAUUUCCUACAUUUUUAGCAUAAUUUAAUCAAUGUUUUAUAAAAAAAAUUGCACAUUUUUAUAUCACAUAAAAAUGCUCCACAGAACACAAUUUUUUAAAAAAAUCUCGUUCUGUGAAUAAUCUAUGUCAUAGGUCAGGGAUUUUUGUUUCUUUUUCUGGCUCUGGCAAAUGAAAUGAAAUGGCAUUUAUUUUUAAAAGGUUAACAAUAGAAAAUGUCGGCUUGUGGAAACGUUUAUAUCAAUUAACUCCAAAUCAAUAUUGUUUAGCUUCCAAAAAGAUGAGUUCAGAGGUCGACAAGGCCAUAGCGGCUAAAAAUGAAAACCAAAAAGAAACUAUUUUCGAUAAAAUAAUAUCCAAACAGAUUCCAGCCGAUAUUAUUUUCGAAGAUGACAAGUGUUUGGCGUUUAAUGAUGUUAAUCCACAAGCACCUGUUCAUUUUCUAGUGAUUCCAAAAAAAAGAAUCCCAAAAUUGGAUGAUAGUACUGAUGCUGAUACAAAUCUCCUGGGUCAUGUUUUAUUAACUGCUAAGAAUCUUGCCCAGAAAAAGCUUCCAAAUGGUUAUAGGCUUGUUAUUAAUAAUGGUUCAGAUGGUUGUCAGUCAGUGUACCAUUUGCAUGUACACAUAUUGGGAGGAAGACAGAUGAAGUGGCCCCCAGGUUAAUGAAAUUUAUAUUGCUUUGUUGUUUUUCUUUAUUGUAUUAAGACAUUGUUUUAGUGUGAAUGUUUUAAUACAUGUUUAAUACAUCUACCAAAUUAUUGUUUUAUUUAAAAGAAAAUGACUAAUACUAUUAGUCACUUAAAUAUAAUUUUACAAAUAUUUAUUAGUAAAUCAAUAUUGUACAAGGUGAAAAAAUCUUUAUGAACACACAUUGCAGUUUAACAAAAAAACUAAUUCCUGUUAUUUAUAAAUGUCUGUUAUACUAAUUAGUUAAGGCUAUUAAUGCAUUAACUACAUUUCCGUGAUAUUCUCUAAGAGUUCUUUCGGCUAAAAAUCUCGAUAUCUCCAUUUCCUUUACAAUCAAAUCUACAUCUUCCUUUUUGAUAGACACUUUCAGUAAUUCUUUCUCCCUCGCCUGUUUUUCUAAUGCGUCUUUGUUCCUUCUAUCUCCUAUGGCUGAAAUCGCAUUCGCCACGUCUUGGGUAGAUAUUUCUUUUUCCUCAGCAUAAUCUGUAACUUUUUCUAGAUCUGCAGCCCCGCUGUCAUACUUGGCGACUUUUUUUUGGUUUUUCUCCUUUUCCGGCAACUCUUCAUCGUUGCCGUUAACAGGUUGAUCGUCUGCCAUUGUGUGUUUGUUUAAAAUUUUAUUUAUAUAUAUGAAAAUUAAAUCAUUAGAAUUUAAAAAGAAUGUCUAUUUUAUUUUAUAACUACAGACUUGCGUGUUUUGCAACAAAUUCAGACAAUUUUCU
Messenger RNA from Psylliodes chrysocephalus, 1490 nucleotides. Lineage: Eukaryota; Metazoa; Arthropoda; Insecta; Coleoptera; Chrysomelidae. The record is from the annotation of a GenBank genome assembly.